This is a messenger RNA of Wyeomyia smithii (pitcher-plant mosquito), 4492 nucleotides long. RefSeq lists its product as uncharacterized. Gene Ontology annotation, cellular component: apical cortex. The record is from RefSeq and is a predicted model, not a curated record. Bases 848 to 3808 code for a protein of 986 amino acids. The transcript is spliced from 6 exons. Gene Ontology annotation, molecular function: cytoskeletal adaptor activity. NCBI's taxonomy places the organism in Eukaryota, Metazoa, Arthropoda, Insecta, Diptera, Culicidae. Gene Ontology annotation, biological process: establishment of mitotic spindle orientation; regulation of asymmetric cell division; asymmetric cell division.
GGCCUUUCAUUCGUGAAUAGUAACUAACGCGUACGGACGUGGUUUAUGCGACGUUCCGACGUCUUACGGUGCUUCGCGUUGUGCUUUUCAGGUUGACACGAGAGAAGUUAACAGCGCUAUUAAUUAACAUUUUUCGCGCUCGUUUCGUUGGGAUUCAGCAGGCGGUUCGCAAGCCGGUAGUGUUUUGUGUUGAUUUUGUGUUGAUGAGGAGUGUGUUAUCCUGGAUCUUGCAGAUUGUUAUCGGAGAGUGAAUUCUUUAAGAUAUUGUCCAUGAAAUUGUUGUUUGCUGAGGUUUAAAAUAUUUUGUGAGAUAUUGGCCAUGAAAUUGGAAUUGCAGUAAAAUUGUGGAACAGAUCGGUGGUGACUGAUAAAAUUCUCGUUGAAAAUUGAGCAGCUCUCGUUGCAAAAGUGCUGCAAUAUUUUGCUUCAGUGCAGCUCGUUGAGAAAACAUUGGAGGAGCUGCAGUGCGCUAGAUAAGCGGGCUUUCUGUAUGUGUGAGAAAUAUGAUGUACGGCCGGUUUAAAUUGCAAAUCGCCCCAAGGGGCUUGUGAAGUAACGAAGAGAAUGAAAAAUUAUCGUGUUAAUUGUUUAAUAAAUUAUCGGCAUUUGUUUUGUUUGGCCGGAGCGAGCGUUUGAGGCACCAUCAGUUAAGUUAAUUUCCAGUGCAGUAUCGCUUGAUAACGAACAACAACAGGAAUACCUUUUACUGGAAAGUAAAUUGGUGUCAGUUAUUUGAAAAGAAUUCCCAGAACAACGAGAAGUGUCAAGUAGAAGGAAAUUAUCUGGCAUUGAAGCUCUCUCUGAACACUACAUUUGAUUAAAUUUUCUUUACAAGGAAAUUUUGAUUAUGCCACGUUCAACAUUCCAACGUUCCUACAGUCGAGUCUGGUAUGGGGAUAGUGCUCCGGAUAAUCCGUUCUAUGGUGCAGGUUUCGGAAUUGGCAGUGGACAUUUAUUUCAUCAUAAUCAACUCCACGGUACCGGAAGACAGCCUUCUUCCUUUAGACCCAAUCUACCUGGCAGUUUUUCCGAGCUGGAUGAGGAAGAAGAGCUGAGUUCGCAACGAACACCGGAAAAACAAAUUAACAGUACUCUGAAUGGCAGCACUGGAAGUGGAAGAAGUCAAAUCGUGUGGAAUUUGGCGACUCGUCAGGGCAGCCCCGCUAGUCAUAAAAGUCAGGAUUCGGGAUUUUCUGACGCUGAACAUUCGCCUAAUAUGCAAUCAAUCAAUAGCAGUAAUUGUAAUGAGAACAAAUCAUCUCCGGAUAAGUUAACGCCAAAGCGAACAAUCAACGAACAAUUAUUUCAAAGGUCACCAUCAAUUUGCAGCGAAGCUCCAACCCCACCGACGGUCAUCCGAAGACCACCAACAGUUGCGGCAGAAUCACGCGAUGAAUUUAUUGCACGCCGAAUAUCGUACAGUGAACCUAACUCACCCACUCUUCAAUCGUCAUCAGCGCCUGAUGUAUCACUAACCAGGAAGCUUGAUUUUAGAGAUGCGUUGCCGCUCGAAACUAGUCAGCUGAGCCAACGGCUCGGUAUUGCCGAGGAUGAAAGUUUCUCUUCUGGCCCAUCAUCCUUAACUUAUUCUUACCAGUCGCGCAACAGUGCAAGCUCCUUGCGACGAGGUCGAGUCCUUACCAAAUGUAGUCGAGUGAAACGCAACCUUUCCCAGCAGCUGCAUGAUUCCGACGAGGAAAUGAUCUCGCUGGACAGCAGUGAGCUAACGAAUCUACUCAACCAAACUCUGGCUCAAGACGUCAGUUUGUCGGAGUUAAAGACUCCCGAAAGCCUUCAAAAAUCUCCCAUCGCCUAUAAUAACGAAACAGUAGUUUUCGGGUAUGUUUCUCCCGAUUCUAGCACACCAAACCACGAUGAAACUCGCGGAAAAGAAUUACCAACCUACGCUGAUUUGUACCCGAACGGAACCUCUACUCCGAUUCGAUAUCCACCAAAAUUUUAUCGAUCUCUCCCGCCCACUCCAACGCGAACGCAACGGAACAGCGUCAAAAUCUGUCCAACCAAACUAGUCGAUAACUUUUAUGAAGAACCCGAUCAGAACCCACUGAACCGUCUCUCGAGCGGUAACGAGUUAACAUUCACCGAGUACGAAAAUCCCCUCCUCAACGGACACACUCCAGCCGUUCAGUCCUGGCUGGAUGGUUUGCGGUUUUCCUGCCAGAGUGAAGUGAUGUCUAUUCUGCAGACUAAAUCGAUCAGCGUGGAAGCUACUCGGAACCUGAAAAUGACAUCUGCAACGGCCGUUAAGCUUAUCAGACAUCUGCAGUCGAAAAUCACCGUGCUGCAGGGCGAAUUCGAGAAGGUGGAGAAGGUGUUUGCGUCAAUCAAACGCUACCAACAGCAGCAGGAGGAGGAUGACGAUGAUGAUGACGAGAAAGAAAUCUACCAGCGAGCAUCGCCGCUGGUUCAAAGUCUAGCGGCAGAUAUCUAUCAGUUCGUGCAGAAACAGAAGACGAUCGACUAUUUUGGGAAAGAACAGAACGAGAGGGCAGAUCAUAAAAAGUUUUUGGAGAAUAGUCAAUCACUAGGGGAUAUGACGACGGAUUUAAGAAUUGCGGCUGCCAAUGGCGAAGCAUUCGAUUACCGCUCUGUUGAAGAGGAAGUGCAGAUCAUCAAGCGUUACUUCCUGAUAACGGUACGUUUGAUUUUUAAGAAUCUGGUUAAGGUGAUUGUGGAUGCGAUCGAGGACUCCAAGUGUGAUCUUAUGUUACGUUCGAAUCUAAGCUACGUGGCCACGCUGUCCAACCUGGACUAUCAGGGUUUGGCUUCGUUGAACGAUGCGUUCAUCUCCAAUGGUACGGUCCGUGCGUUACUGAUCGUGUGCAUGGACUCGAAGUUCUCCUCGAUACGAGCACUGGCGUUGCGUGCUUUGGCCACGGUUUGCUCGACUACGGAAACCAUUCGCCAGCUGGAGAAAGCCGAUGGGAUUGAAAUAUUGCGUGACAUCUUGGUGGACCAACGGUCCAAUCUGCGCGGUGAUCCGGAGCUGCGGGAAGCGGUCUCGGUGUUGACACAGAUUACCGCACCCUGGCACGGGGAGGAGCAUCGCAUCGACGGACUGCGGCAGCACGUGCAUGCGAUCGUGGAAGCUGUGACGGAGAUCGUCGAAAGGACGACUUGCUGUCAGACACUGCUGCUGUGCUCCGCCUGUCUGAACAAUCUGACCAGGAUCGAGGUCACUGCAGUUUACUCGCUGAUGUCGCAUCAGACGGCCAUGAAGCUGAAGGCGGCCGCGGAGCGUCGUGGUCCUGGCGCAUCGGUAUUCCUUUUCGAGCAAAUCACCUCGAUGCUGUUCAAUAUGUCCUCGAACAAAAAGUCGCACCACCACCUGGCGGCCCGGCCCCUGGUGCUGCUGCUGACCGGUAUCUUCAACCAAAAAUUCUACGAACGCUUCGCCAGCCGGGUCGAGUCCGACGCCCAGCACAAAACGGUGAAGAAUAUUCUGCACACCCUGUCGCGUCUUUUAGCGACCGGAGCCAUCGGUUGCCACGACGAGCUGCUCGAGAGUACCAUCGUGCCCAUCUUCGCCCGGGUCGAACGCAGUCUCGACGACCGGAGCGUAUACUUUCGGGAUGUAACCCUCCUGAACCGGCGCAUGAAUGAAAGUCUUGGUCAAAGGACUACCGUUUCGACACCGCCCGAAGGACCGACAAUUGUGAGCAUCAAGCAGCCCGAUGAACCCACCCGGCGAGUUCAGAAUCCCUACGUAACGAGAUUAACGAUCGAACGGCAGCCAAACGGUGGCAUCGUUAUGCUGGACAAGAAUCGCCAGGAGAGUUACGUUUGAUUUGUGGCCUUCGGCCUUAUCGCUUAUUAUCGCUACCCCACCAAACGGUCGUAGAGAGGAUAAGCUUUUAAAGCGAUUGAGCGAUAGCAGCAGGAUAUGAUUUCAAACCAUCACGGAGGAGUAACUUAAUCAGAUUCGAAUUAAGGAUUAAGAAUGAUGCUGGGGACGGAUGGAGGGUGGUCAAACCGCUCGAUGAUUUGUUUCGCAACUCUCCCCCCAAUAAAUUAUUCAUGGCGUUAACAGUGACAGCGACUGAAAAGACCGACUGGAUCGAGGUCAUUAUUACUGCUGCGAACCAACAAACAAUCCAAUUUGAAAGGAUGAAGGAUAAAGGAGCGGAAUCGAAACACAAAUUGAAGCACUUUGUUGUGACAGUGCCAAAUUGUGUGAAUCGUGCCGUUGAUGAACGGUUUGAUGAAUCGAAUAUACAAUCAGUAUCAGUGUAUAUAUCAGUGAGGUGCCAUAGAAAUUUCACACCGAGAGUGCUAGUGAGCGUAGGGUUUAACUAUGUUUGGUUAGGAUCAACAAUAUCGUUUUUUAAUAUAUUGAUGUUACUGAAAAUAAUUCUUUACCGGAGGCAAAAAAUUAAUAUAUACCUGGGUCGAAAACGUAAUUUAUUGCACUAUACUAAGAAAUGUCUUGUACUGAAUAAGCGGCCGUAAAAUAAAACUUUCUUUAAUAAAA